Molecule: messenger RNA, 270 nt
Organism: Funneliformis geosporum
Lineage: Eukaryota; Fungi; Glomeromycota; Glomeromycetes; Glomerales; Glomeraceae
Source: the annotation of a GenBank genome assembly
AUGAAUUCACAAAAUUCUACUAUUCAUAUCGGAACCUUUGGUAGAAUUUCAUAUGUAGAUCCAAAAAAACUUUUAGAUUUAAAGUUUAAGUAUGAAAAAGCUUCAGAUAUUUACAGUUAUGGUGUAUUAAUUAAAGGUGAUUUAGUAUUACUUCGUCUUUUUAUUAUUGAUGGAUAUCGUGAAAAUGUUAUAGAAGAGACCCCUGAAAAUUAUAAGGAGCUUUAUGAAAAAUGUUGGAAUUUUAUACCUAAAGUAUUAAAAAAGUUUUAG